Messenger RNA from Balaenoptera acutorostrata (minke whale), 1431 nucleotides. RefSeq names its product alkB homolog 4, lysine demethylase (gene ALKBH4). The record is from RefSeq and is a predicted model, not a curated record. Gene Ontology annotation, cellular component: contractile ring; midbody. Lineage: Eukaryota; Metazoa; Chordata; Mammalia; Artiodactyla; Balaenopteridae. Gene Ontology annotation, biological process: protein demethylation; oxidative demethylation; actomyosin structure organization. The transcript has 3 exons. Gene Ontology annotation, molecular function: oxidoreductase activity; actin binding; demethylase activity. The coding region runs from base 1 to 1128 and encodes 375 amino acids.
AUGGCGAGGAGGCGCGGCCCGCGGGGACCUGAUCGGCGGCACGGGAAUCCGUUGCUGGCGCCAGCUGUUGUCCGAUUCCAGGAGGUGGCGCCGCGCGAAUCCGUCGGCGGCGACGACCGGAAGGAAGCGGCCGCGCGGACCUCGUGCCCUGCGCGCGCACUACAACUCCCAGCGGCGCCCGCGGCCCCGCGCCUGCGCCCUGGCUGCCAGGACGCGGCGAUGGCGGCUGCAGCGGUGGCGGCCCCCGAGGUCCUUCGGGAAUGCGGCUGCAAGGGUACCCGGACCUGUUUGAUCUGCGAGCGGCAGCGCGGAGGUGACCCGCCCUGGCAGCACCCCCCGCAGAAAACACACCAGUUCAUUUACUACGCCGACACCGGCUGGGCUGUGGGGGCCGAGGAGUCCGACUUUGAAGGCUGGGCCUUCCCCUUCCCAGGCGUGACGCUGAUCGAGGACUUUGUGACCCCGGCGGAAGAAGCUGAGAUGGUACGGCUGAUGGACCGCGACCCCUGGAAGCUCUCACAGUCCGGGCGGAGGAAGCAGGACUACGGCCCCAAAGUCAACUUUCGGAAACAGAAGCUGAAGACCGCCGGCUUCCGGGGCCUCCCCAGCUUCAGCCGGGAGGUGGUGCGGAGAAUGGGCCUCUACCCCGUCCUGGAGGACUUCCGGCCCGUGGAGCAGUGUAACCUGGACUACUGCCCGGAGCGGGGCUCGGCCAUCGACCCGCACCUGGACGACAGCUGGCUGUGGGGGGAGCGGCUGGUGAGCCUCAACCUGCUGGCCCCCACCGUGCUGUCCAUGUCCCGGGAGGCGCCCGGCAGCCUGCUGCUCUGCCUGGCCCCGUCCGGCCUCCCGCAGGCCCCGGCAGAAGGCGCGCCGGCCCCCGGCAGGGCUGUCCCGUGCCGGGAGGUGGAGGUGGCGGUGCCCUUGCCCCGGCGCGCUCUGCUGGUGCUCACGCGAGCCGCGCGGCACCAGUGGAAGCACGCCAUCCACCGCAGGCACAUCGGGGCCCGCCGCGUGAGCGCCACCUUCAGGGAACUGUCUGCCGAGUUUGGCCCCGGCGGGAGGCAGCGGGAACUGGGGCAGGAGCUCCUGCAAACCUCGCUCUCCUUUCAGGGGAGACCCACGUGAGCUGCCUGCCCGGGGACGGGAGCUGGCGCUGGGCCUGGCCGGGGGUGCUGGCUCCAGAGUGGACCAUUAGCCGGCACUGAAGGGGGCGCCCAGCCCGAGGGUCUUUCUCAGGUCUUAAGAGGAGACCGCUUGACACCCUGGUGCCCGGCAGCGCGAGCCCUGUCCGUGAGCUGGCUCGAUGGGAAGGGGCCUCAAGUCGGUCCCCUUUGACCUGCACCGUGGCCACUUGCCUGGGUUGUUUAAUUUGUCACAGCUUGAGGGCAGUGGCAUACUUUGAGCUUAAAAAUCGUUGGUACCACUUCA